Octopus sinensis (East Asian common octopus) is the source of this 1999-nucleotide messenger RNA. Its product is annotated as organic cation transporter protein-like. Gene Ontology annotation, molecular function: transmembrane transporter activity. The transcript is spliced from 9 exons. Lineage: Eukaryota; Metazoa; Mollusca; Cephalopoda; Octopoda; Octopodidae. The coding region runs from base 140 to 1498 and encodes 452 amino acids. Gene Ontology annotation, cellular component: membrane. Gene Ontology annotation, biological process: transmembrane transport. The record is from RefSeq and is a predicted model, not a curated record.
AUGGUUACACUUGUCAGCACAUGUUAAAUAACAAGUUCCUCAUAUCAGGUCCUGCUUGAAUUCGAUUAAAAUUGCUGUUGUUGUCCAAGCCAAAAACUUUCAGAAAACCCUUCAUGCAACACUUAAACUUUGUGAACUCAUGGAUUAUGAAGCAAUCAUCACAAAUAUCGGGCACUUUGGUAAUUACCAGAAGUUAGUUCUGAGCUUUUUGGGUUUCUUUUUCAUGGCAAGUGGCAUAGAAACUCUAUUAAAUGUGUUUAUAACUUAUGUUCCAGAAUUCAGUUGUGUCAGUAACCACACUCAUGGAAACAUUACAUACAACAGCACCAAAGAUGAAUGUCACCUUUAUCCAAAUAAUGAGACAGGAUUUAAUACUACGGACAGAACUGAGGGAAGCAUUGCCUGUAAAUCUUGGGUCUAUGACAAAUCAGAUUUUACGGCUACAGCUGCAACAGACAUGAAUCUCGUGUGUGGAAACGCUGACAUAAUCCCCCUUAUAGAUACGCUUUUUAUGGGUGGAGUAUUUACUGCAUCUUUUAUUUUUGGAUUGCUUUCUGAUUGGAAAGGCCGUAAACUAACAGAGUGUAUAGUUCUGGUUAUUCAGAUUUUGUGCUUGUUUCCACUCUACUUCAUCAAAACCAGUGAAAUCCUUAUUGUCCUGCGAUUCUUUGGAGGAAUAUCUUCAGUUGGUAUUUUUUCAACAGCUUUUGUACUUGCACUGGAAAUUGUACCUCUUGCAUACCAAACAAUUGUUGGUCUAUACAGCCAAAUAAUGUUUUCUGUUGGAGAAUUAGUUGUAGUAGGCAUUGCUUACUGUACUCAGGAGUGGCACCUUCUCAGUCUUGUGGUGGCUGUCUUCUGUUUCUUCCUUUUGUUCUUUAUAUUGACAGCUGUCAACACAGUGUAUUAUGGUUUAGUGUUUGGGUCAGCCACUCUGGCAGGAAAUCUGUUUGUGAGUACUUCCCUGAUGGCAGCUGUUGAACUGGCUGCAUAUGUAGUACUGAUUUUUCUUCUGAAGAAAUGGGGUAGGAAACCACUAUACAGUUCAUCAAUAAUUUUGGCAGGAUUUGCCUGCUUUGCAUCAGGAUUUGUAAAAAUUUGGGCAGCAGAUAUAGUUUGGCUUUCAACUCUUCUUUUAUUGGUUGGAAAAUUUGCAGCUUCAGCAUCAUUUGCCAUCAUUUACAAUUACACAACAGAACUCUUUCCCACAGUCAUACGUAACACUAUACUUGGUUUGAGUUCUUGCUUUGGAAGAAUUGGUAGCAUGGCAGCCCCUUACAUUUUUCUUGCUGGAGCACAAAUGAAGUCUAAAUUUGGUGUUGGUUUGCCUGGUAUCUUCUUUGGAAUUCUUUCUAUAAUAGCUGGUCUAUUGUCUUUAUUUCUUCCUGAGACUAAAGGUUGUAGUUUACCAGAUACAUUUGAAGAGGGAGAGAAUAUAGGACGGAAAGUGAAACAUAAAGUUAAUUGUGAAGACAACAAAGGAAUGGUUUCAGACUAAAUGGUGAGUGAAACUCUCUUUGUACAGCAAAGUAGACUUUUAAUGAAAACCUAACAGUUGCGAUACAAUCAGAGUCGGUAUAGCUAGUCAACAACGUUUUUAAUUAUAUUUAUAAACAAAUUUUUCCUUCGGAAACAAAACCUUUCAUGGCUAAAGUUUUCAAUAAUUACAUUAUAAAGUAACACAACUGCAACAAAAAUAACUACAAUAAUGAUUUCUUUUGACAAAAAAACAAGGACAGUUGUGAAUGGUGAUGGAUACUACUCAACAGCUAAAUGAACCUCAUUGUAUGACUGGUAUUUAUUUUGAAUAACUAAGUCUUCCACACAUACAUGCAAUGAGAAACCAAAAUUGUUUGUUUCUUUUUCUUUUACGAAAACUAACAAUUCACUCAAAACUUGAUUAAAAAAUUUAGUGAAAAGAUGUAAAAUCCAAAAUGUAUUUUAAAAAAACUUAAAUGUCAAUGAAAAUAAACAAUGCAAUCAAAAAUAAACAAUGCUA